Owenia fusiformis is the source of this 1647-nucleotide messenger RNA. Lineage: Eukaryota; Metazoa; Annelida; Polychaeta; Sabellida; Oweniidae. The record is from the annotation of a GenBank genome assembly.
GAAAGAACUACUUUUUAAAGGUAUUUCAAAAUUUGUAAUUUUUGCUCUCUUUAAAAAGAUGGCAAUUAAAACGUAUGAAAUAAUGUAUUUACUUAUGAUUUCAUGAUUUACGACCUUUAAAUACAACCUCAGGCUAUUCGCUUGUUUUUAACACAACAUACUGUAGAACAUAAACACGCAGAUUUGGAAAUGUCAGGAGGUGGGGAGUGUGUUUUGGUGACAGGGGGGACUGGGUAUAUAGGUAGUCACACCGUGGUGGAGUUAUUGGACGCUGGUUACAAACCAGUGGUUUUAGACAGCCUCGUCAACUCAAGUGAAACAUGUAUAGACAGAAUUGAAGAUAUUACGGGUCACAAAGUCCCAUUCCACCACGUAGAUCUGUUGAACCAGGAAGACGUCGAUAAAGUCUUCGACAAGUACACAUUUUCUUGCGUGAUACAUUUUGCUGGGCUUAAGGCGGUUGGAGAAUCAACAAAGAAACCUUUGAAAUACUACAGAAAUAAUGUUAAUGGUACACUCAACCUUCUUGAGUCGAUGCAAGCCCAUCAGGUGCACAAUAUCAUAUUCUCGGGAUCGUGCACGGUCUACGGUGAGCCACAAUAUGUGCCGCUAGACGAGAAACACCCCGUUGGAGGAAUCACGAGUCCUUACGGAAAAACAAAAAGUAUUAUAGAAGAUAUUCUCUGUGAACUCUGUAACAAGGAUCAGAGAUGGAAUGCAGUUUCUCUAAGGUACUUCAAUCCAGUUGGGGCCCACAAAUCUGGUAUGAUUGGAGAGGAUCCAUUGGGGAUUCCAAACAACAUUAUGCCAUUUAUCGCCCAAGUUGCAGUGGGCAAACAACCGGAGUUGAAGGUAUUCGGACAGGAUUAUCCAACUCCGGAUGGAACAUGCAUUCGAGAUUACGUUCAUGUUGUUGAGCUAUCAAAGGGUCACGUUGCAGCAAUAAACAAACUCAGAGAAAGAUGUUCGUGGAAGACUUAUAAUCUAGGAACCGGGAAAGGCUAUUCUGUAUUAGAACUAGUAAAGGCAUUCGAGAAGGCAUCAGGGUUAGUUAUUCCAUACUCUAUUGUUGGAAGAAGGGAAGGCGAUGUACCACAGUCGUAUGCAAACAGCUCUUUGGCGAGAGAGGAACUCACAUGGCAGGCAGUAGCGCAUAUUGAUGAGAUGUGUGAGGACGUAUGGAGAUGGCAGUCUAGAAAUCCACAUGGCUACCAUUCACCACCCGCAAUGACAAAUGGUUUGGACAAAUAACAACCAUCUCUAGAUGACAUAACAAAACACAACCUUGCAAUAUGUAACAGUUUAACCAAACUGCAGCACAGACUUUGUGCUAUUAAUGUGUAUCGUUUGUGGUGCCCACAUUGGAAACAUAGUUUCAUUAUACAAAUGGGUUAAACGAAGGACCAAGUGUUCAUAUUUAUUUAAUGAAAAUUCUCCGUCUUCACCAAUAUGAUCUGCUGUGUUGAAACUGUUAAUAAAUUAGUAUGACUUGUUGUUCAAUUGUAAUAACAACAUUCCAGGUGUGAAGUUUUAGAAUAAAAACAAUAUAAAAACUGUCAAAACUGAGUUUUAAUUCAAUUACUAAAGACAAGGACUCAACAACCCACACUUUAUAUAUAGAAAUGUAAUUAAAAUGGAUUUAUUCUA